AGUCGUCGCUGUUGACUUCCGCUCAGCAUAUGGGAUAAGCAGCACGUGUUUAGCUCGUCACAGCAGAGUUUUCCUGUUUAAUAACCUAACCUGUCUUCUUUAUUGGGACCAUUCGGUCUGUUUUAGCUCCCAGGAUAAACCAGCAGCUCCCAGUUUAGCGUCUCGCUGCUUCUGGGAGGAGAAACUGGGUUUUUUUCUGCUAACCAUCAGCUAAGCUAGCAGGUCCAACAUGUCUGGACUUGUUCUGCCGCACAGACACCCGAUGGACACGAUGGACUCGGAGACUCCAGGACAGUAAGGAUGGAUCAUCAGUUUCCUCCCAAACUUUUCCCGUCCUUCUAUAACCGCGGGCCGCCGGAGCAGCUGCCCAGAGGCCGCAGCGGAGGAUGGGGCGCCUAUGGAGGAGUCUCAGCCCAGGGCGGCAGUGGCCCUCUCUCCAGCUGGACCUUUACAUCCAGACGGCGGGUUGAUGGGGAGGUAUGGCGUCAGACGGAGCCGCUGCCGGUUCCCCUGCUGUCUCCCAGGAAAGCUUUCCAAGAAUAUUUGAUGCCUCCAGAUCCAAUGGACUUCCUGUCACAUUUGCAGAACUUCUUCAUAGACGAUGGUUUAGAUGCCUUCAGGUGCACCAGUGAGGUCCUGGGGGAAAACUUCUACUUCAAGAAAGCAAAGAAGAAGGAGAAAUAUCGUCAGGGUUCGGUCAACAUGUGGAGGACCAAGAGUUACAUCGAUCUGCUGAAGUAUAAACCGUGUCCCGUCUCGUAUCCCAGCAGAAGUCUCGAAAGGUUCUCCAGCCAUAUGUCGGACGUCGUGCACGACGUUCCUCUGGAGCUGCUGGGCUCGCUGCUCUACGAGGAGCUGACGGAGCAAAGGGAGCGCAUGCAGUUCUCAGAGAGAUCCACCGGGGGCGCCCUGGCCUAUGUCCCUUUCUCACAGAGCGAGGGCUGCCUGCUGUACCCUGGAGGCCUGGGAAUGGACCGCCUCCACUUCCACAAGGUGGCGCUGCAGAACUCCUGCAUGGACGCCAGCAGCGCUGAGCCGGUGAGCUUCCAGCUGAGGGCCCCCGUCCGACAGAUCAGCUGCGGCUCGGUCCUCGGCGACUGCUGCGUCGCCGUGCGCUCCGAUUACCACUGCGGCGUCUGGAGGUUCGGUGAGAGGAAGCAGCCGUGCCUGCUGCAGGUGGUGGACGCGGAAGCCGCUGCGACCUGCGUCAGCGUCAGCCCUCAUGUUCUAGGUGAAGUUCUGGUGGUUAGUGAGAGCGGAGCUGCCAACCUUUGGACGGUUGGGAAAGGGCUGCAGAAGGUUCGAACAGAAGAGAGCAACUUGUACUUCAAUGCCAAGUCGCCAUGGAGAUGGUGUGAGUUCUCCGCCCACCCGAGGGUGAUGGUGUAUGCAGACAGGACGGGGGCGGAGCUAACAGACUUCAGAGCCAAGGUAUCGGGGGCCCACCACACUUUGUUCCGGAUCAGCAGCACCUCCGAUUGCAGGAGUGGAGAGCGGCUCCUGCUGUGCCGCUACCUGGGGGACGUGAACACCUUCCAUCACCUGGUCGCCACGCAGCACUCGGCCUACGUCAUGGACGAGCGCUUCCCCUGCGUUCCCAUGCUCAAGUGUGAUCACAUGAUGCAGGCCCCGCCCCUUUUCUGCCACGUCGCCUCAGACCGGAGGAUGGGGGAGACCGCUAAGGUUCUGCUCGGGUCGCAUUCUUCUCAGGAGAUCACACUGCUGCAAUACUCGGGAGGUCGGUUGGAGGCGUGCUCCAGCCGCGGCGCUCCCCAGGCUCUCCUCAGGCCCACAGACAGUCUGACACACCUCCCCGUCCAGAUCCCCCACCGCCAGCAGGCCGCGGCCCAAAGACUGGCUUCCCCCGCUGCAGGUCUGACGUGUUUCCAGAAGAAAGGCGGAGCUGAGGACUUCAGCUUGUGCGUCCUGCAGCUGACGGAGGUGGGAGACAUUUUCUAUCAGAUCCUGGAGCGCCGCCCGCCGGCGGAGGACAAAUCCGGAGCUCCGGAGGCGCAGACAUCAGAACAGGUUCAGGUCUCCGACCCAGCAAGGCAUGGCGACAUCAUCACAGCGGCGCCAGAAACGCCCGACAGGAUUGUGUGUUUGGAUUCUUCCACGGAGGGGGCGGAGGACGAGAGUGGGACUCGGAAGAAGAUGCCGGUCGCCUUCAACGACGAACCGGGUUUGGAUGCAGAGGUCUGUGGCGGGGAGGAAGUGGAUCGCAGCUCCUGCUGGGAGGCGCCACUAACCAUCAGCAGCUCCACUGCUGAGACCUGGAAGCUCUGGCUGCAGAAGCUCAGGCUGACGGGUCAGAACCCAGAGACCGUCAGGCCGCAGAACUUUGUGGUCCAAACUGCCGGUCUGCUGCAAGCCGCCGACAGAGAUGCAGGAGGCGAGCUGGACGAGCCGCUGAGGCGGGAAAUGAAGGGCUGCAUGAGGCGGCGCUCGCUGCUGCUGAACGACUCUGCCUCCAUUAAAGUACCUUUAACAGUUCCUGCUCUGGUGAACGCAGAGGCCUGGACAGACGCCCUCAGCGACCGGCUGACGGCCGCGUGGCGGGGAGAGGAAGAGUGGCAGGCGUGGUGGCGAGACCAGCUGGGCACAAACAGGAAGAUGAAGGCAGACGCUCUGAGGAGGAAGAGGAGGAUGCAGAAGGAGGCGCGGAGGGCAGAGGGCCGCCGCUUCCAGCUGAGCGGCAGCUUCACCUCGUCCGUCAGCUACCAGACGGACCUGGACGACCCGUUCGAGUCCACGGGUUGGUCCUCCGCCGUCAGCCAGGGCACGCUGUCGGACGAAGAAGAUGGGGCGGUACUGCAGAGCGAGGAAGACCGCACGCUUCCCGUUACGGCGACCCCAGACCCCAUCCGGACCACCACACCUCAGAAAUACACUCCCAGCAGGCCCCGUCCCCUGCUCCCAACCCAACCAAACACCCCCCAGACCCCGAGAGCCAAUCAGAGGAGCUGGAGGCCGCAGGACGACUUCCUGAGCUCCGUGUGGGGAACGCAGGACGCGCCGCCGCAGAGCGAGGAGCCGCUCCCCUCCUCCUGGUUCCCCGGCUCCCAGUCCGGUUCCCUCAGACCGAGCCCCGGGUCUCUGCCGUCCUCCCAGGCCUCACAGAGCCAGCGGGGGCCAUCACAGGCGUCCCAGCCCAAAAGGAAGAAGUCUCGGAUGGGAUUCUGAUUGGAACUGCUCUUUGGUUUUUUUAUUAUUCGGGGAUUUAUAUAUUUUUUCACCUCUGAAACGGAGCUGGACGCUGAAACGGACCGCGCUGAUGGUCGGACCCGACGGCGGAGGAGGCAGAAUGGCGUCCGGCUGCUGCGGUAGGACUCGGGUGGCUCUGUUGUCUGUUUGGCUCUGAGAGCUGAUUCCUGUUUAAGGUGCAGAAGCCAAAGUUCACUGGAUCCACAGCUGAACGUGUGCCUGACGAUAAAAACCGACUCCGGACUCGCUGUUCCCCUUUGCAGGCUGGUUAGAACGGGAUCAGAAAAGGUCUGAUCAGCGUCAGACGGACCGUUUAACCACGAGAGAGCAGAGAGUUUAGUUUAGGAGGAAAUCCUGCUGGAUUUUGCUGCCAUGUCGACUAACGCUGGUAUCUAACAGCAGAUCAGGUUCUGGCUAAAAGCCUAAAAAUCUGCCUGAGAUGAUGAUGAUGAUG
Molecule: messenger RNA, 3658 nt
Organism: Cyprinodon tularosa
Lineage: Eukaryota; Metazoa; Chordata; Actinopteri; Cyprinodontiformes; Cyprinodontidae
Gene: taf1c
Product: TATA-box binding protein associated factor, RNA polymerase I subunit C
Exons: 15
Coding region: 301-3183 (960 amino acids)
Biological process (GO): transcription by RNA polymerase I
Cellular component (GO): fibrillar center
Molecular function (GO): RNA polymerase I core promoter sequence-specific DNA binding
Source: RefSeq, a predicted model, not a curated record